Messenger RNA from Myxocyprinus asiaticus (Chinese sucker), 2599 nucleotides. RefSeq names its product spindle and kinetochore-associated protein 3-like. Gene Ontology annotation, biological process: chromosome segregation; mitotic cell cycle. The coding region runs from base 161 to 1636 and encodes 491 amino acids. The record is from RefSeq and is a predicted model, not a curated record. Gene Ontology annotation, cellular component: spindle microtubule; outer kinetochore. The transcript is spliced from 10 exons. NCBI's taxonomy places the organism in Eukaryota, Metazoa, Chordata, Actinopteri, Cypriniformes, Catostomidae.
GAAGAACCCGGAGGUGCCGCCAAUAUUGAAACAGAAAGGAGAUAUUUUUAUGUCUUUUUUUCUUUUCUUUUCUUUUUUUUUGUAAUCUGCUUUACAAAACCACAGUUCUCUGUGUACACAGUAGUCUACAAAUCUAUUGCGUCUAUAACGUCCUGAGAGCAUGAAUCCCUCUGAGCGUUUCUUUGCAAAGCUCCGAAAACUGACUGUUUAUCUGGAGACUGAAAGCAACAGUCUCCUGCAUGCAAGUCAAAACCUCAAAGAUGACGACGAAGAUGAAGAGAAUGGGGCUCAAGCACUAUACCAGCUAUGCUCUGAAGUUAGAGCACUUAAACGGCAAGUUCAGGAUCAGGUGGCUACACAUGAUGCAUCGAGUACUGAGCUGAGGAGCUUCAUCAGAAAAUGUUUAGUGUUGAAGCAGAGGACCACAGAAGACAUUGACAGACUAAAGAAACACUAUGAGAAAUAUGGCUACAGACCGCAAAAAGCAAGACCGGGAAAUACAAAGAUGCACAGUACAAAAGAGGUAGAGGAGCAAGCAGAGAGAGAGCUUGAAAAGACUGAUGAAGCACAGGAAGAUGAAGAGAUGGGACAAGUGAUUUGUGAAGAGGGCCAAGAAUCAGAGACACCUGAGAAGAUGCCACCACCUUCUGUCGACCAGCUGCGGACCCCAAAGCUCUCAGAUUUUGGCCUGUCUGCUCUCCAUUUUCAAAGAGUAGUUGGAGAAGCAGACCCACCACAGAGUAUUGGCCCUGUCCCAGCUGUGGCUCUGUCACCACCACCAUUUGUCAUGAACUUGCAGCCACCCCAGCCAAAGUGCUCACUACGUAUGGACAAGGAUGCACUGACCCCACGACUAGAGGACUUUGGUAUCUCUGAGGAUACUAUGUGCUGGAACAAUGAUUUCACCAUGGAUUUGUUCAGCAAGAAACCACCGAAGGCCAGCAGCAAAACAAUGGAGAAGGAUCAGAAACCCCCUCAUGUCUUUUCCACUGUGUCUGCUGUGCCUAACAAUGGUGUUGCCAAUGAGAGUUUGGAAUCCCCAGAUCCUCCUGUGUUUUGCACCCCAGGAUUUAAAAUUGAGAAACACAGGGUCCCAUCUUCUCCACCACUGGACAGACAGAAAAAUCUUGAUUCUCCUCCUCAUCCUAAUAACUGCCCUUCUACGCCAGAGUUUCCCACAUUUGAAACGCCUUUUGUCAGCAAGCUCCUAAAAAAGCAGGCCAUAGAGGAAGAAAGUGGCAGGCACAGGGGUUUACUGGAGGGCAGCUUUCUCCUACCAGAUGUCUCAAACACGAACAGAGCUCCAUCGUUUGAUGUUUCAGAGAUGCCAAAAAUCUUAAGUUAUGAAGAGGAGGCCAUGCCUGAGAUGCCUACUCUGCACUCUCAUUUUGGGAGUUCUCUUGCUUCUAAACCUGCAUCAGGUGAAAUUCUCCCUGGGAAGAAGAUGGGGGCAGGUAAUGUGUUGGAUCUGAAUCAGGCCCCUGUCCCCUUGCUGGAUGGCCACAACCAGGACUGGUGCCUUUCAACACCAAAAAUGAGAAUGAGGUUCCAUACAGAGCCAUGCACACCAGAGAUGCCUGAUAUAAGUUCCGUCACACAGGAUAUCUUAAAACUUGUGGCUCAGUGCAAGUCUUAAGUACCCACUACUGGAUCUGUGCAGAGCUCGAAGCCAGGCCAUAAAAUAGUGGCACCAAGAAGAGAACUGCAGACAUUUGUCUGCUGCAUUAUCACAGCAGUCAUUCCCUUGUGUUCCACUGACAGUUUAUUUGAUAAACACUUAAGUAGACGUUCUGCUAAAAAAAAAAAAAAAGUGGCUUGGUUAUAUGCAAGGAACUGACUGCAUUGGAAUGAAAUUGCAAUCUUCAUUACAUUACCAAGGAACUAUAUAAAUACCAUUAUCUUGUUCCACUGAUGACUUAUGAAAUUCCAUGACUUUUCCAGUUGUUUUUGACCAAUGAAAUUCCAUCACUUUUCCCAGACGUUCACAAUGACUGAAUAAGUAUUUUUAAGAAUUUUAUAGAAAUUGAACUCAAAAAGAACAACUUGUAUCCAUUAAAAAAUAUUUUAGAGCGAAGAAGAACUAGAAUUUUUUAACUACAGAUAUUUCCAUGAUUUUUCCCUGUCUGGAAAUCACAAUUUAAAAAUUCCCUUAUAUUUACUAAAGGGAUGAGGACUGCUUAGAGACCCUUUAAAGGUAUAGUUCACCCAAAAAUGAAAAUCCUCAUCAUGCCAUCCCAGAUAUGUAUGACUUUGUUUCGUCUGCUAAACACAAACAACAUUUUUUAGAAGAAUAUCUCAGCUCUGUAGGUCCAAACAAUGCAAGUGUGUGGUGGCCAGAAAGGUCAAAAAAAAUCACAAAGGCAUCAUAAAAUAACCUAUAUUACUCCAGUGGUUUAAUACAUGUCUUCAAAAGCUAUAUAAUAGGUGUGGGUGAGAAACAAAUAUUUAACUUUUUUUUUUACCAUAAAUCUCCACUUUUAAAAUGUGAAUGUGGACAUUUAUGGCAAAAAAGGACAUAAAUAUCUGUUUUUCACCCACACUUAUAUUUCUUCUGAAGACAUGGAUUAUUUUUAUGCUGCUUUUAUGUGGUAUUUGGACC